Molecule: messenger RNA, 558 nt
Organism: Diatraea saccharalis (sugarcane borer)
Lineage: Eukaryota; Metazoa; Arthropoda; Insecta; Lepidoptera; Crambidae
Source: the annotation of a GenBank genome assembly
AUGUCGAUACAUAUACUCAUCCUCGACUAUUCAGGAUACUUUUGCGGUGGGGAUAACUCGACUAGGGGCGUUGUAUCAUUACCGGGAAGCCCAAGAGGAAUCAACACAUCCGUUCCCGUUGUUGGAUCUGCCGAAAGCUUAGUCACCAGGGUUCUAGCUGAGCAAGGCUUGGGUGCAUAUUGUGACGCAGACUUUGUAAGAAAUACAUCACGAGAGAUGCAAGAGGCAUUAGAAAUGACACAGGAACAAAUGGAUAGAGCUGCUCACCAACUCAUGGUUCAAGAAAAGAAUUUAAAGCUUCAAAACCAACAACCUCAAGUUGAUGAUAUUUGGGCUGUUACAGGGCGACAUUUUAGCUCCACGAUACCACCCUUUUCACCAACCAGCGACGAUGCCGCCACCACCUUACAAACGGUUAUAGCACCAACCCCCCAUGCGGACGCACCACGUGAUUCACAAAAUGGUGGAAAGGAACGCACACAAAAUGGCGCUCCAAAAACCGCCAAACGGCACUCACAUCACAGACGAAAAAGAAAAAGAAAACCUGUGUUGGUUUAG